Molecule: messenger RNA, 9141 nt
Organism: Cornus florida
Lineage: Eukaryota; Viridiplantae; Streptophyta; Magnoliopsida; Cornales; Cornaceae
Exons: 2
Coding region: 2556-6599 (1347 amino acids)
Source: RefSeq, a predicted model, not a curated record
GAGUUGCUCACAACCGGAUUAGCAAAAAAAAUCUUUUAGUCAUCCCAAUGCCUUUUGUAAUCUGUUGCGUUGGCCACUCACUGGCCUCUAAUAGUGCGCCCACCCAGGAUCAAUCACGUAAUUCAUGGUCCUCACCAUCUCUUCGAUUGGCGUCGAUGAAUUGGGUUGGCUGCAAUAACUGCAAUCUGAUGCGUUGUUUAGUGUUUAAUUGGGUGAAGAAUAUUUUAAUGCCCUUUCAAUGGUGGAGGGGAGAGACGAGAGCGAGGGGGGAAGACGCCACGGAUGCCUCUGGGUGCUAUUUGCCUUGCCGACCACCAUCUGAAGAGGAGGGAGAGAAUUAGGGCGAUGGUGAUCGAAGGUUAUUUAAAUUUUUAGAAAAAAAAAAAAAGUUAUUUGGUAUAAAAUAUAAAAUUUCUUUUUUAUUUCGUAUUAAGUAUAAAAUUUUUUUUCCAUACUUGUAUAGAAGUAUUCAGUAAGUUUUUUUUUUACUCAAUUGUUUUUGAGUUAAAAAAACUUACUCAAAAUUUACUGUUGCAGUCUCUCACCGGCUGCAACAGAUUUUGAUCUCCCAAAGGCAGCCGUCAGAAUCAACUUUUCUUUAGUUGAUGCGUUGUUUUGUGUCGGUAUUCUUUAAUCGAUAAAAGUUGUCGAUGGGGCCCAAAGAGCACCCGGACUUAUCUUUUAAUGAAUUCCAAAGUAAUUUUCUUUUGGAAUCCGUCAGAUCCAGUCUAUAAAUAGAUAGACUUAAGUUUUGUAAUAGACAGAAUUCUCCCGAAAGAGAUUAACCAGUCAUUGACACUCUCUCGAGAAAACAUAGUUUGUAAUCAUUUCAGACUUUCAGUAAUACAGUUUUGUAUUUACAGACUUCCGCUAGUGCAUUCGUAACAAAUAGUUUUUUUUUUACUCAAUUGUUUUUGAGUUAAAAAAACUUACUCAAAAUUUACUGUUGCAGUCUCUCACCGGCUGCAACAGAUUUUGAUCUCCCAAAGGCAGCCGUCAGAAUCAACUUUUCUUUAGUUGAUGCGUUGUUUUGUGUCGGUAUUCUUUAAUCGAUAAAAGUUGCCGAUGGGGCCCAAAGAGCACCCGGACUUAUCUUUUAAUGAAUUCCAAAGUAAUUUUCUUUUGGAAUCCGUCAGAUCCAGUCUAUAAAUAGAUAGACUUAAGUUUUGUAAUAGACAGAAUUCUCCCGAAAGAGAUUAACCAGUCAUUGACACUCUCUCGAGAAAACAUAGUUUGUAAUCAUUUCAGACUUUCAGUAAUACAGUUUUGUAUUUACAGACUUCCGCUAGUGCAUUCGUAACAAAUAGAUUUUUUUUUACUCAAUUGUUUUUGAGUUAAAAAAACUUACUCAAAAUUUACUGUUGCAGUCUCUCACCGGCUGCAACAGAUUUUGAUCUCCCAAAGGCAGCCGUCAGAAUCAACUUUUCUUUAGUUGAUGCGUUGUUUUGUGUCGGUAUUCUUUAAUCGAUAAAAGUUGCCGAUGGGGCCCAAAGAGCACCCGGACUUAUCUUUUAAUGAAUUCCAAAGUAAUUUCCUUUUGGAAUCCGUCAGAUCCAGUCUAUAAAUAGAUAGACUUAAGUUUUGUAAUAGACAGAAUUCUCCCGAAAGAGAUUAACCAGUCAUUGACACUCUCUCGAGAAAACAUAGUUUGUAAUCAUUUCAGACUUUCAGUAAUACAGUUUUGUAUUUACAGACUUCCGCUAGUGCAUUCGUAACAAAUAGUUUGUAAUCAUUUCAGACUUUCAUUAAUACAGUUUUGUAUUUACAGACUUCCGCUAGUGCAUUCGUAACAAAGAAGGUGCCCUAGAGAGCAGGGACUUCCCGAAAGGGAAACCCUUCUCUUUCUAAGCAUGCGUUGCACUCCUUACUUUGUAUCUUUGAUAUGAUCUGACCAAGUACGAAGACACUUGCUAGUAACCCUGAAGGAUGGUUACCCUUGUCCGCUUUGAAGGGGUAAACAGGCCAGGAGAGCCGCACCAAGUACCCGUGUUUAGGACAGUAGGGCAUCUGGGUGAAGCUGGGGUGUAGUAGGCGGAAGGCGACGAGCCGGAUGAAGAAGGCAGCUCCACCUGAUUAUGUCUAGAGUGGUAUCCUAAACUAAGGAACAAGCCUAAAGCCAUAUGUCUGAUGUUGUGUUACUCUUAUGUGUGUUAGUACAAAGUUUUAUGUUUUGAGUAGUUUUAUCAUUUAAGCAGUAAGACUAUUUAUGUUUAUGCAAAAUACAAAAACAAAUGAAAAACAUGAUAAAAUGGGAAGUAGUAACCUUAGAUCACAUGGGAAUGUGGGAGUACCUAGUAGGGACUAACAUAUCUUGUUGAGCUCUUAUUUUUUUAUGCAUCCUAGUUACGACACCAAAGAGUAGAUCAUUUAGAACGUGCUAUUAAAGGCAAAGAGCCUGUAGUAGUCACUCAGGUACAGACACCUGAGCCUAAGCUUGACGAUAUACUCACCAAACUUGGAAACUUAUCCUUAGGACCACCUUUGGAUACAGAGGCCAAGAUCCCUUGGCACCAACUUACUGUUCCCAACAGUAAGAUCCUCUCCUUCGGGACCUAAUGUCUCGAACCAGAACCACAACAGGAGUUGAACCCUUCACAGGGACUGCUCGUGUUAUCAGAGAACGAGGUAGCACCAGCACCUCCAGACCUCUCCUAGACAGACUUAUGUCUCUAGGAAGAAGCAGACAAGAAGAAGGAGAUGUUUCAUUAGACGAAAUCAUCCAACCCGGCCAGGACUAUGACAGAUUUGCUUGCAGCAGAGGAAUUGACUUGCUUAGCGCAAGAACCCUCUACAGAGCAGGAAGACUGGCCUAUCACACCGGAUUCUUCAAGCAUCACCGAGAAACACGCAUCAGAUGUUUUACCGGCGACGCAGUCACAAGAACCCUCUUCAGCACAGAAGCUGCUGAGAAGCUUUAUACAGACCAGAAGCAAUAUCAGUACAUGCAUAUGGGACUGAUAGUCAUUGGCAUAAGUGGCCUUAUGCGACAAGACACUGGCUGUAAGACCCUGGUCACCAUCUAUGAUGAAAGAUGGAAGGACAUGGGAAAAGCAUUAAUAGGACUCACGGAAGUAGAUAUGAACCGCAGUCGUGGCAUAUUCUACUGCAGCCCUAAUUAUAUGCUUACCAUUGAUGACUUUGUCAGGUUCAUCAAGAUUGGUAUUCAGACUAAAGGCUAUGAAUCAGCAGACGAAGGAGAUAACAACCUCUUCACCAUUGGAUUCUUAGGAAGAUGUACAACUAGAAGCAGAGCAGAUUUCAAAGUCAAGAUUGACGAAACUGUAAAGCUUAUCAGUACACAGGGACUGGAGAUGUGCCCACCUGAAGCAUAUAGUCCAACUAUACAUGCAGGACAGGAAUGGGAAAUGAGCAAGUUCAUCAAGAAAGCUCAAGUACUCCAACCAACAAGCACUGUGAUGAACACAGACAGAAGUGGAAAUAUGUCCGUCAGAUUCAACGGAUAUAGCCUCCAAAUUCUCACUUGUGAUCCAGUUGAGCAAAAGGAAGAUGAACAUCCUCCCAACAGGGAACUUGUUUAUAUAAAAACAGAACCUGGUACGAUCAGCAGAAUAGUCAAAGAUAAAAUCCUUUACCCCGUGGAAAUGGGAAUGACUGAUCUUACACCAGAAGAACUUACGGAGUUAGAAGACCAAUGUCGCUCUACAGGACAAUUGGUAGCAGGACAGUUUUUACACUAUGAUCUUGAAAAGAACAUCCGUAUUCUAGAAGUCUCCACAGAAGAACCAGAGAUUCUCAUCUAUGGAGAGGACAGUGAUGAUGAAGAUAGCAUCAGCCAGAGUGAUGAUUUCCAUGAAAUCAGCCUCACAUAUGAUCUUGAAACCAUCACAAGAUCCCUAGAUUUAGUAGCUGUCCAAAGCAGCACAAAUCUAAUAGAAGACCUGGACUAUGGACCAGAACCAGAACCUGAUCCACCAGAUCCAGAACCUGAUCCUGAAUUACAAAGCGUAAUCAGUGAGGUAGACACGCUCAGCAUUGCUAGCCAUAUAUCCUAUAAGAAGGAAUUUAUGGAAAGAGGCGGAGCUCAGACACAAUCCACUCCAAUGGAGGAAGAAGUGACAUCCAGACCAAACCCUAAUCAUAGACCUAGGGGAGAAACCACUUCUACCAGCAAUCUUCCACGACGACCCAGUCAGAAGUAUUCCAGGAGAAUGGAUCAGAUCAGAAACCAUGACCAGAAUGAAUUAGUUCAUUAUCAUGAUUCAGAUUCUGAUAAUGAGUUAAUUAAUGACUUUGGUACAGAAACAAGAACCCUUGCAGGAUGGACAUCCGAUGCUGUUCUCUCAAAUCUUGUUCACAUUACCUUAGUUCACCCUUCCGAAUGUAUCCAUGAAUGGAAAACAUCUGAAGGAUCAGACAGUACCCCUUGCUUUUAUUGCAAAUGGUAUCCCAGCCUUCUCAAAAGAGCUAAGUGCCCCAAGUGUUAUACUGAGGGAUGUAUUUCAUGCAUCAACAGUACCUAUAAUCUUAGCCUUAGUACCUCUUUUGCCAAGCCAACCCAAGAUAUAGGCAACCUAGAAUUAAAUAUUCUAUCCAGAAAAGUGGCUAAUCUUGAAGACCACAACCAGAUGCUCUACUCCAAGAUCGCUCAUCUUGAAGAUAGGAUAAGUUGUUUAGACAAAGGUAAGCAGCCUCUAAUCAACCCUGACCCCUCUGGGAUCGGUGGAUUAAGCCUGUGUAACCUUGCACAAUAUACUCCACAAACUACAGAGUAUAUUUACAACCAAGACGUCUCUCUCAAAACCAUUAAGGUUAGCUGCGAGAUUAGACUUAGACAUCCCAAGACUAAAGAGUUGUUUAUCAUCAACACUCAAGCCUUGAUAAACUCAGGAUGCACAAAUUGCAUUAUCAACCAGGAUUUGAUCCCUUCUGAAUAUUGGAGGAAAUCUCCUUAUUCACAAGAUGCUCAGCAGAUGGAUGUAAAGUUAUAUACUUACACCCAUACUGUUCUUCCUGGUAGCACAAUUUGUUUCUUGACAAAUUGUGGAGAUUUUUCCCAACAGUAUAAUCUCCCUUACGAGGUUACUUGGAUAAGACCGCUACAGCUUGGAUCUGUAGACUUUAUCUUAGGGUUAAACUUUCUGCUUGCAGAUGGAGGUAGUGUUCUCCUCAGCCGAGACUACAUUCACAUCCACAAACAGACUCUGUUUACACCAGUCGAGGUCACUGCUAGAAAAAGACUCACCAGAACAUCAGAGUACGUCCGUAAGCGUGGUGGACCCAUAGAUAAUAAUAAGACAAUUGACGACAUCGGAAAGAAGUUGGCAAAGUUCGAUCAAGAACUCAACAAGCUGGAAGAUGAAGAAGACUGUCAAUGUUCAGUUAAAGGAAGCGGUAAAAAGAAACCAAACUUCACACACGAAGUUUCAGAAGACAAGUAUGAUCCCACAAGUGAUCCUACUUCAGAUCUGUAUGAAGAAGAAAUAACUUCAGCAGAAGUAGACUUAGACGAAGUCUUUUCCAGAAGCAACGACUUAGCAGACAUGAAAAAGAUCAGCCACACUCUGUUUACAGCUCCUCUAGAUGAUUUUGAUCUAGAAGACUACAUAGACAGAUUAGAAAAACUCCAGAUAAUUGGUGAAGACAUCACCAAACAUUGGGAGAAAGACAAGGUCAUUUGUAAACUGGAAAUUCUUAACCCAGAUUACAAAAUCAAGACCAAGAAGAUAGAAUCCAACAAUGAAGAUCGAGAAGACUUCAAGAUGCACAUCAAAAAACUCCUCAGAUUCAAUGCCAUCAAGAAAUCCAUCUCACCGCACAGAUCUGCGGCAUUCAUUGUAAGAAAGCACAGUGAGAUUGCCAGAGGAAAAAGCAAAAUGGUCAUCAACUACAAACGGUUGAACGACAAUACUGUAGAUGAUGCCUAUGAUCUCCCUGAUCAGACCCAGCUUGUCAACAACAUCCAGAACAGUCAGAUCUACAGCAAGUUCGACUGUAAAUCAGGAUUUUGGCAAGUUAGAAUGCAUCCAGAUAGCAUACCAUGGACUGCCUUCACAUGCCCAGAAGGACAUUUUGAAUGGUCAGUCAUGCCAUUUGGACUCAAAAAUGCACCAUCAGUCUUUCAAAGAAAGAUGGACGAUGUUUUCAAGACCCACAUUAACUUUGUUGCUGUAUAUGUUGAUGAUAUCCUAGUCUUCAGCAAGACAAAGCGUGAACACAAAGAACAUCUUAACAUUGUUUUCGAAGAGUUCAUCAAGCACGGGAUAAUAAUCAGCAAGAAGAAGAUGGAGCUUGAAAAAGCCCAAAUAGAAUUCUUAGGCAGUGUGUUUGGUAAUGGAAUAACCCAGCUCAAACCACAUAUAAGUACGAAGAUCCUAGACUUCCCGGAUAAACUUGAAGAUCUCAAGCAACUCCAAUCGUUUCUAGGCCUUCUCAACUAUGCCAGUCCUUACAUAAAGGAUCUUGGAAAGAUUGCAGGACCUUUAUAUUCAAAGACUAGUCUAAAAGGCCAAAGAUACUUUAACCAAGAAGAUGUUAAGCUUGUCCAACAGAUAAUAAUCAGAAAUUAUAUGAUACUGAUCUUAUUAAUUUCUGUAAUAUUUCUGUGCAGAUGGAAAGACUUCCUCGUAAGCCUGGCUUAGCUGGAUUUAACCGUUUCGCUUCUACAGUUCCACUAGACGGAACUAUGGUCAAUUACCAGACUCCCACUCAAGCAAGCCCCGCUUCAUCGAGUGCAGGUAAGACAGACAGACCAGCUUCACUUGGCCCAAGAAAGGGUAAAGGGAAGAAGAAGCAAUUAUGAUUCCCCUAGCCUUGGAAUCCAGUGGAAAGUGCUCUAUGAACUCACUCGAGAACCAGAAAUACUGUUAGCAAGUUCUUCUGAAUUGAGGAGACGGUUAUGCUCGUACUCAUCAUGUGCGGUGAGUUUGAGGUACCAUAUUUGAUAGGGCUGAAAGAAACGAGUUUUUUCGUAACUUCCAAUGGAACUGGAAAUCCAAAAAGUAAGAUGGCAAUAUGAUACGACGUUUUUUGGUUUUUCCUUUUGUAGGUUUUGGGACUUCUUCGAUGGUUGUAUCGGAGGAAGAAGUAGGUAAGGGAUCCGCUUCAAUGGUUUCAUCGAGUUCUUCGGAAGAGUCUGACUUAUCAGAAAAGGCGUAAAUUUGUUCGUUUUCUGAAGUAUUUUUUUCGUCAGAGUCACUAGAGUUUUCAUUCGGAAUGUAACCGAAGUGGGUAAGCAGAUUCUCAUUUUGUAAUGAGAUCUGGCGCAUACGAGUAAUGAUAUGAGCGCUUUCGUCGAACGUGAGUUGUGGGUCGACAUAUAAAGCUUGUAAACAAUUGAGCUGAUCUAUGAUGCUUUCAUAAUCUUCUCGACGAUAAGUAGAGGAAGAGGGUUCAGAGAAGACCUUAAGGGUUUCAACUUUGUCUUCAUGUCUGUAGAACAGAGGUUUGACCUUGUAACGGGUAGGUUUUCCAACAGAGGGAUAUACUGGUGGAAGGGUAUCGUCAGAUGGAAGAGCAGAAUCCUAUGGUGGAGGAGGAUCUGGUGGUUCAGGUGGGUAUAAAUCAGACAUUUUAGCUUUUUGAAGUUUGGCUAAAUCGAUAGUCAUUUGAUUGAUUUGAUCUUGAAGAGCAGCAUCUGGUGUGGAUGAAAGGGUGAAAAUCUGGGUAAGAGUUUCUAGUUUGUCAUUCAAGGAGAUCAUUCCUUGUUGGACAUCUUCAAAGGAGGAAGCCAUAUGGGUGUUGGUUGCCUCUAAAUUGUGCUGGAAAUCGAUUUUCCAGUCAGUAACCAUGUCGACAAGAAAGUUGAUUCCUGCCCCUACUUGUGUAAAUGAAAUAGGUUCUGUAGAAGUGAAAUGGGAGAUAUGGCGAUAAUUAUUGAUAUCAUGACCGGUAAGGUUUCGGAUACAGUUUACAGAGCUAUUUUGUGCCAUCGUUAUAGAGUCUCAGAUGUUUAGAAAUCUGUUCUGGUGCCUAAAACCAAUGGUUCCUGUAAGCAGCUUAACAAUUGUCGUAAAAGUCAUACAGACACUGACAUAUAAGCAAAGACAGGAGAAUAUGGGCUUGCAACAGUAUUCAAACAUAAGAGAGAAAUAACAUAAGCACAACUUAGAUACUGAAAACUUUAUUACAUAGAAACAUAAAACUUACAGUGGUCCAGAUUCGAGGUAGGCUCUGAUACCAAUUACAAACACAUGCGGAAUUACAACAGACCUUUACAAGACAAGGGGAAACUGAGAGAUUUACAAACACAGAAACAAAAACAGAUGCCUAAACCUUCUUGGGGCUUUGGUUUAAAUAGCAUUACAAAAGAUAAACAGUGCCGGAGGAGAUAAGAGCGAAUCUUUUCUUUUACUGUUUGAAAAAGUGAGUGUCGGCAACUUUCACUGUUGAUGAAUAGUAUGUCGGCAACUUUCGGCUACUUUUGCUUUUGGAAAAGUAGAUAAGACAUGUCUUCUGUCGUGUGCUGGAUCAUGAUUGCAGUCGAGUGGAGAAGAGUGUCGGUUAUCCUUCCAUUGCAUUAAUGAUAUUAUGGAGUUCAUAUUCAUCAAGAGGAGGAAUACUGGCAGGCGACUGUGCAUCGGCAAUAUCCCAUUCAAGAUUGAGGCGUUCAGCCCCGUCUUUGACACGAGAGGGGAUAUCCAGUGUAGUCAUGCUAACGAUUUCUUUUAAAAAUGCUGUAGCAGUCUGAAUCUGGUGUUCACCAUUCAUCUCAUCACCAUAAUAACAAGUGAUUGUAGUGACAAAGAGUCUGCGUCCGUCACAACAAUAAAAUAUGGGUUCUUGAUUAUAAUAAGAGCCAUCAAGAAAACGUCGAGCAGUGUCUUGGAGAUGUAAGAAACUGUGAAUUUCGAAGUAAUAAGGAACAAUACUGUUAGCAAGUUCUUCUGAAUUGAGGAGACGGUUAUGCUCGUACUCAUCAUGUGCGGUGAGUUUGAGGUACCAUAUUUGAUAGGGCUGAAAGAAACGAGUUUUUUCGUAACUUCCAAUGGAACUGGAAAUCCAAAAAGUAAGAUGGCGACUAUAUUGCCAGUGUUUGCUUACUUUGUAAAUCAUGGAUUUUAUCAUGGCGGGGAAAAAAUGAUAAGAAUCAUGGGAAGAAAAAGUAAUUUUGUUUACCAAUCCCCAAUCGAUGGGUUCCAUGGACCAGUCUAUGCCAGGAAUGAUAAAGAAGGUAAGCUUAGG